AUGUUUAUAAUUUAUGGUAAAAAAUUUACAAAUGAUUAUUUUUAUUCUAAAUUUGGAGAAGCUGCAAAUUUAAAUAUUGUUUCAAAUGAUUGUUAUGAACUUCCACCAGCAAUUUCAACGCUAUCAUUUAUAUCCGGUAAUAGUAAUUUACAAUUAAAUACAGAAACAGUUAUUGGUUGGCAAUUUACAAUUGAAAGUAAAGUUAAAAUAGCAAGUGCAUAUUUCCAUGUAAUUUCCGAUUUUGAUAAGCAAGGUUAUAAAUAUGAAUUCAAACCAAAUUCAAUUUCUUUCAGUGAUUCCUUAAAUUUUACAGUAGACCCAACUACAACUAGAACCCAAACAUUCAAAAUCUAUAAUGUAACAUUAAUUGAUGAAAGAGGCAUCAGAUCAGACUAUAUUGAUAACUAUGAUGUUCAUUAUAUUAAUACUAAAAGCACCAUACCCAAAUAUCCACCACCAAUUUCGCCAUUUUAUAAACUUUCGACAUUUAAAAAUCUGUGUGAAUUUAAAAUUAAUAGUCCAUUUUUACCAGAAACCACAUUACCAACCUUAGGUCAAAUUAGCCCACUAACACAAGGCUCGAUAAAUAAUGAUUUAACAAUAACACUAACUGUUAAUUUCGUUACACAAGAUGAUACAGGAUUAUCAAAAAAACACAUUCCACAAUUAUAUUUAGAGAUAUUCCCAAACUUUGGUAAUAUUAUAAUUAUUCAAUGUGAAACCACAAAUUCAAUAUAUUUAAAUGAAAAUAGGGUGUCCUCAAAUACUGCCGAAUGUAAAGCUCCAAUGUCAAUAGGUUUAAUUAAUUUUUUGACAAUCUCAGUCUAUGGCAUAGUUGAUACAAGUUUAAAUGUUGCUGGCUAUACUGCAUCUGAAAUUAAUACAAAUAGUGGUGUUUAUUCUCUUCCAGUAAUAAUUAAACCAAUCAUUAGUAGUCAUACAUCACUCACAGUUAAUAAUGAUAAACUAACACUCUUUGGUAAAAACUUUCCUAUGUCAAAUGGAAAUGCAAUUUUAGUAUAUAGCAAUACAAACACUGAAAUUCCCCUUUCAUUUAACUAUGUAUCAAACGUUAUGGUUAUAAUAAAUAUUCCCAAGAGUGAUCAACAAUUUAUUAUUUUCACAAACUCCUCUGAAGGUCAGGAAUCUAAUAAAUAUCAAGUAACCUAUCUCGAAAAAGAAGACUCGUCCUCAUCCUCAUCAUCAUCCGAACCACCAAUCGUUAAAUGCCUAAAUAACUGUGGUGGACCAACUAGAGGUGUAUGUAUAGAGAAUAUUGGUUGCCGUUGUAUUGCUCCCUACAGUGGUAUUAGUUGUUUAUCAGAAACCAUUAAAAUUCCAAAACCACAAAUAAAUGAAACAUCGCCUGACUCAAGAAACGAAAUUCCAGUUAGUGGAACUGAUAUUAAAUUAAACACAAUCAUUUCAGUAGUUGCUAUAAAAGAAUUGGAUAUUUCGGGUAAUCAAAUAAAUAUUCAUUAUCUUAAUGAAUGGAAUUUUACAACCAUUUCAGACUCAAAUUAUACCUAUGUUUCAAAUAUAGCUAAAAAUCAGCAAAACGUUUCAACUAUAAAAGUUAAUAUGGAAUGGCAUGAACAAUCGUCAACCAUCACUUUUGCAAAUCAAAACUUUACCAUAAACCCAUUUAGCUUAAAAUACUAUAUAAUUUUAGAUGAAUACCCAUUCACAUCAAAACUACACUCUCUCCAUCUUAUUAUCAAAUCAGAAUUCAAGAGUUCACAAACCAAAGAUAUUUGUUCAAGUAAAGAAAUAUCCUUAAAUGAUGGAAGUGACUAUAUGACAUUAAAUAUAGGUAAAUACAGCUUUGAAGGAAAGUUCAUAAAGAAAGGAGUAAUCAACAGCGAAGAUAGAAUUGUAUCAAUUAGCAACACUCUAGUAGAUAACUUUGACACCAAUAGUAUCAACAUAAAUGAAACUGAAAAAGACUCUUCUAAUCAACAAACAUCAUAUAUAGCAAUUCAUAUACCAUAUUAUAAUACCAAAGCAAUAUUAGAUCCUAGCUUUUCAGUUUUAAUUGAUCCAAAUGGAUCAUCAAAAAAUUCAGCCAAUUCAAUUUGUUCUGGAUCAUCCAAGAAAUUAACAGCUGCUCAAAUUGUUGGUAUUGUUGUAGGUGGUGCUGUAUUUUUAGUUAUAAUUGUAUUAAUAAUAAUGUUGAAAUUUUCAAAAUCUUCAAGAUUUUUAAGUUUGAAAAUUUUUAUUUAUAAAAGAUUUAGAUCAAAAUAA
Molecule: messenger RNA, 2244 nt
Organism: Dictyostelium purpureum
Lineage: Eukaryota; Evosea; Eumycetozoa; Dictyosteliales; Dictyosteliaceae
Exons: 2
Coding region: 1-2244 (747 amino acids)
Biological process (GO): sexual reproduction
Source: RefSeq, a predicted model, not a curated record